AUAGCCACUUGUCAUGCCUAUGGUGUACCUCCGUUUGGACCCGUGAUCGAUGAAACGCGUGUGUAUGAACACGGUCCCGAAUUGGCCAAUCUUUUGCUCGAGAAGGCCUGUAAUGCUGCAAAUGCGGCUAUGAAAGUCGACAAAUUUCAAACGAUGAUUCAACGUUCCCGAACGGACUAUCUUCGACAGUUUGCUAACGAUCACGUAUGGUCUAGUUCAAUCACCCGAAUCAGAGAACGAAAAGCCUCGCCUUUUCGUGCCAUUGGGCGUAAACGAACUACUCUGGCUGCUGGCCCAAAUCAAUCAAUCAGUGAAUUGGAGAUGCAGACGAGCCUGAAUGGUGACUCGGAAUACGGAUCCGCACGAAACUCCCAGUCUAUUACACCCAAUUCCACAACGGAGCUGCGCAAACCGCACCCGAAACGUCUGUCACGAGAGAAGACGGUCAGUGUGGUUGCUCGAACAUCGGAAUUGCCAAUUCCGGCAGGAACUACCGGUCACGUUUCCCGUACGCGUACAUCCUCGGUGUUGGGACUUACGUGUUUGGAUUUCGGACACUCGUUCCCGGUGGAAUUGGUGGAUGUUCUCACUCUGUCGGGUCGUUUGUCUCCGGCUCAACUUCUUCGAACCACAGAACCCGCCAAAUCGGACUUGGAUGCUCUGUCAGUUGAACUCACCAUGAGCAAACAUUGGCUGGUCUUGACCACUGUCUCUGAUCCGUCAAUUUCGUCCAAUUUUCCAGCACAACUAUUGCUAGCUGUUCCAACCCGAUCGAUUUUCGCCUACUCCCUUGAAAAAAAUCAAACUGUGUAA
This is a messenger RNA of Echinostoma caproni, 813 nucleotides long. Lineage: Eukaryota; Metazoa; Platyhelminthes; Trematoda; Plagiorchiida; Echinostomatidae. The record is from the annotation of a GenBank genome assembly.